AUGGCCACCAGCCGCGGGUUCUGCAGCGGGCUGGGCCGCACCCGGGAGAAGCAGGCGCCGGGCACGGCCCGCGGCCCGCCGUCCUCCGAGUCGUCCACCGGCAGCGAGCGCAGCGCCAGGUUGUCGAAGCGCAGCCCGCCCAGCCACCCCCCGCCGCCCUCGGGGCCGCCGGGCCCCGCCGGGACAGCGCCCGCCCGGAGGCUGGAGGCGUCGCGGCGGGCGGCCGGCCGGAGCCGCCAGCGGGGCCGCUUUGCCGGUGCCCGGUCCGUUAGCGGGCGUUACCGGGCGAGCGCGGCCGUUAGUCCCGUCGCCUCAGCUGCGCCUCCGAGGAGGGAGAGCCCCCGCGGGGCGGCAGGCGCGGGCUCGGCCAAGGUGGCUGGCCGCAAGAUGUCCUGGCUAACGAGGGGAGGGAAGUCGAAGGAGAAGGAGGAUGUGGAGAGCCCCCCGAGCCAGGAGGAGCGGGGCGUGCUGGUGCAGGCUAUGCUGGAGCACGGCGGCGACCCGUGGGACCGUCGGGUGGUCGGGCAGGAGCCCUCCCUGAAGGCGGCGGAGAGGCACUGGCUGAACUACGUCUCGUCCUACCACCCCAAGGGGGAGAAGAAGUGCUCGGCCCUGCAGUGGCUCUUGUUCCACCUGGCCCGGGCCUUGCAGGCGGCGGUGGAGGAGAAGGAGCAGUGCAUCCAGAACCUACAGAACAGUCUGCAGGUGGCUCGCAACGAGGUCCUGGCCCUGCGGUGCGACAGCUCGCAGCUGAGCGAGCAGGCCGAGCAGCUGGGCAAGCUGAGGGAAGAGCUGAGGGCCGAGGCGGCCGAGAACGCCCGCCUGAGGAGGAAGGUGCAGUGCUUGGGCACCCUGCUCUCCCUGGGGAAGGGCCUGGACCAGAGGAAGGUGGCGGCGCUCAACCGAGGAACUCAUGACAUCUGUCUGGGAGCUGAGAGGCCUCUUUGGGAUGAGGUGACAGUAUACAGAAGGGACCUGAGAAACCAGAGAGCAGACAAGAAUUUGCAAGCCUGAGGACGGCCUUGGUGAGUAAGGAACUGUCAGAACCAGAGCCUGAGACUGUGAACUGUACAUUGUUGGUAUGACAUUGCCAUGGGCUGGUUUCCAAAAGCCACUGCUUUGCAGCACUUAAUGCACUUAAUCCUGUACUUGCUAUUAGUUAUGAUAGAAGUUAUGAUGUUCUUUAUUCCUCUAUGUAUGAUUUGCUUGUUUCAGAAGGGAAGAGUGUGCUCACAUGCCCAGUUGAACAUCUUAUGUGCAUUGCUGGUGUAAAAGUUGUGGUGGCUUCCAGCCAGAAGGGAUUGAGUUCAUGAGCACCCAGAGUGGUCUGAAUGUCCUCAGAGGAGGUCAGGCAGACCAGGGGGUGGCUUGUGAGUGAGAGGUCCCGCUGGAGCAUGCAGCCCCAGAGAGCUGAGGCCCCAGCAGUGCUGGCAGAAGGGUGACAAACAAGUGCCUCUGCUGCUGCUCUCUGGUAUGUAAACUGCCAGAUAAGGCCCUGCAAGGGCUUGGCCAGCUUGCACAGGGAUCAAGGCUAACGUGGAAUAGCUGUGUCUAGUACUCACAGGAGGUAACCUACACCCAAGGGGACAGCUACAAGGGAGCCAGGCUGCCUGUGGUUGGGUGUCCCUGCCAGUAACACCCUGUAAGGCUGCGACUGCUGGGGUAACAGCACUGAAAAUAAUGGCAGUUAAGUAUGGCUGUAGCAAAACCAGGAUCAAUUGGGAGGAAGUAAUCGGGGACAAGUUGUUUAUUUGGGCCGGAUUUGGGUGGAGGAGAGGAGGUGGGCCCUGGUGCUGAAGAAUGAGGUACGAAAUCCAAGAAGGAAGACCAGAGGGCUCCUGCUGACAGUUGGACACCUAUGGCCGGUAGCAAAACUGAGCUGCAGACUCAAGCCCUGGGAGGCUGGAAGGCAUCACCUGGGAUAACCCGCUGGACUUGCUCCAUCAGCUCUCUGGCUGUACAUCGUGGUGUGGGAGGAUGAAUCAAGGUGCAACCUUGGGACUUACAGAACUGUCACUGAGGGUUGGCAGUGCAUGAGACUCAUUAGAUCUGAGAUUGAGAGCUCAUAACUUCAUAGCUGUGCCUUAUUUUUGCAAACCAUAUGUAACUUGAUGACUGGGAUGGGACUUACUUAGGUUAUUGAUUAUCUUUCUAUUCUGCUAGUUUCCUCAGCGUGUGUUCACCAGUCAAUAAACAGUGUGCCUCA
Molecule: messenger RNA, 2206 nt
Organism: Calidris pugnax (ruff)
Lineage: Eukaryota; Metazoa; Chordata; Aves; Charadriiformes; Scolopacidae
Product: vasodilator-stimulated phosphoprotein-like
Exons: 3
Coding region: 1-1014 (337 amino acids)
Source: RefSeq, a predicted model, not a curated record